ACGGAGCUCCUACGUCACACUAACCCCCUGCUGUGUUUUACGCUUCAAGCGGAGAGUGAGUGUGUGUGUGCGUGCAUGUGUGUGUGUGUGUGUGUGUGUGGAGGAAGAAGGGCAGCCCGGGGGCAACUUUUCGAGUGGAACAUCACAAAAAAUCGCUCUCCGUGCUUUUCGAAAAUGGCUCAGAUAACGAACGAAGGGGCCGAACAAGAUUCUCAGCCCGCGCCGGAUCAAAACGGCACCGGCGAAACAGCAGAAACCGGCACGGAGGGACAGGCCGUGCCGGACCCCAAACAGGAACCGGGCGACAACAACGAGAACAGAGCAGGAAUGGACGUGAACACUGGCCGUGGUGCGGCGGCAGAGCACGGGGACAACCGGUCUCCCGUCCCCGAGUCCGACAAAGAAACAGCGGUACCGAGCGAAAAAGCAGACCGCGAUGAAGGGGAGCCCGGCGGUAAACUCUCUGAACCGGGGAAAAGUCCCGUACAGGGGAGUUUGGCGAGUAGCACUGAUUCCGCACAAGAGGGCUCCCGGGUGCUGAAACAAGAACAAAGAGAGGGGGAGAGCGUGUCCUCCUCACCGCCUGCCGACCGCACAAAGACCGCGGAGAAAGCCGAGCAGGGCACCAAGAGACGGGCCAGCGUGGAGCUGACCUCGUCGGACGGAGAGCCGCUGAGCCGGAUGGAUUCGGAGGACAGCAUCAGCAGCACCCUGAUGGACAUGGAGAGCACGGCGUCCAGCGGCCGCUCCACCCCAGCCAUGCUCAACGGUCACGGCGGUGCGGUGGCAGGCAGCGGCUCGGCGCCCGCGGGGGGAAAGUCUCUGAGCUACACGUGCUGCUGGGACCACUGCCAGCUGCUGUUUCUCAGCAGCCCAGACCUGGCCGAACACAUCAGAGCCACACACGUGGACGGACAGAGAGGAGGGGUGUUUGUGUGUCUGUGGAAAGGCUGCAAGGUGUACAACACACCGUCCACCAGUCAGAGCUGGCUGCAGAGACACAUGCUGACCCACAGCGGGGACAAGCCGUUCAAGUGUGUGGUUGGAGGCUGCAACGCCACGUUUGCCUCUCAGGGUGGGCUGGCCCGUCACGUCCCUACCCACUUCAGCUCCCAGGGUUCAUCCAAACUGUCCAAUCAGGGCAAGGUGAAGGAGGAGUCUCCGUCCAAGGCCGGCCUGAACAAGAGGAGGAAACUCAAGAACAAACACAGACGCUCCCUGCCCCGACCUCAUGACUUCUUCGACGCUCAGACGAUGGACGCCAUCCGCCAUCGAGCCAUCUGCCUCAACCUGGCGACACACAUCGAGAGCCUGGGCAACGGGCACAGUGUGGUUUUCCACAGCACGGUAAUAGCCAGGAGGAAAGAGGAUUCUGGGAAAGUGAAGGUCUUGUUGCACUGGACGCCUGAAGACAUACUGCCAGAUGUUUGGGUGAACGAGAGCGACCGACUACAGCAGAAGACCAAGGUGGUUCAUCUGUCCAAGCUCCCCACAGACACAGCUGUACUGCUGGACCCCUCCAUCUACAGGAUGUUCUUCUGACACCCUCCAGAGGAGCUCCACUGUCACUUCCUGCUAAUCUGACCUCAAGGAGGACGAUCGUUUCCUUUUCCUUUGUCUCCUCCUCUCCUCCUCCCAGAGGAUGCUGGGAGUUUAGCGAGCCGUCGUCAUGGCCGUCUGAGGCCGCCAGUGUGUCCUCCAUUAGGUGCUGAGUUUACCGAGGACACGUAGGAGGGGACGUGCUCGUCUUAGAUAACACGACUUAGACUGAAAACUAACUGUAGGCACAUGCACGCACACGUGUGUGUGUUUGUGUGUGUAGAGAAGCUGUCUUUGUAAAUAUUUGAGAUAUGUAAUAUAUUUUUAUACUUUGAAUUUUUUUACCGAACUGUAGAUAGACGUCUCUUUUUCUGCCAGACCUUUUUAAAUAGAUGUUUUAAAGACGGAUCGUGUCUGUCACGUGCAUAGAGCUGGCAUUACUCCAUGUUUAAUGUCAUUAAACUUUUCCAACCUCCA
Molecule: messenger RNA, 2016 nt
Organism: Larimichthys crocea (large yellow croaker)
Lineage: Eukaryota; Metazoa; Chordata; Actinopteri; Sciaenidae
Gene: aebp2
Product: AE binding protein 2
Exons: 8
Coding region: 76-1542 (488 amino acids)
Biological process (GO): regulation of transcription by RNA polymerase II
Cellular component (GO): ESC/E(Z) complex
Source: RefSeq, a predicted model, not a curated record